This is a messenger RNA of Mirounga angustirostris (Northern elephant seal), 342 nucleotides long. Its product is annotated as ubiquitin-conjugating enzyme E2 variant 1-like. The transcript has a single exon. Gene Ontology annotation, biological process: DNA damage tolerance; protein K63-linked ubiquitination. Bases 1 to 336 code for a protein of 111 amino acids. The record is from RefSeq and is a predicted model, not a curated record. Lineage: Eukaryota; Metazoa; Chordata; Mammalia; Carnivora; Phocidae. Gene Ontology annotation, cellular component: nucleus.
AUGACAGGUGUUACGUCUAAAGAGGGGACUAGAGAUGCAAGAUGGCAGCCACCACGGGCUCGGACAAUUUAUGAAAACCAAAUAUACAGCCUUAAAACAGAAUGUGGACCUAAAUACCCAGAAGCACCCCCCUUUGUAAGAUUUGUAACAAAAAUUAAUAUGAAUGGAGUUAAUAGUUCUAAUGGAGUGGUGGACCCAAGAGCCAUAUCAGUGCUAGCAAAAUGGCAGAAUUCAUAUAGCAUCAAGGUUGUCCUGCAAGAGCUCCGGCAUCUAAUGAUGUCUAAAGAAAACAUGAAACUCCCUCAGCCGCCUGAAGGACAGUGUUACAGCAAUUAAUCAAAA